Thermothelomyces thermophilus ATCC 42464 is the source of this 896-nucleotide messenger RNA. RefSeq lists its product as uncharacterized. The record is from RefSeq and is a predicted model, not a curated record. The transcript has a single exon. Lineage: Eukaryota; Fungi; Ascomycota; Sordariomycetes; Sordariales; Chaetomiaceae. Bases 427 to 699 code for a protein of 90 amino acids.
AGUCCUCGCCUUCGGAAUCUACUCCUGCGAAGCCGUUCUGGGCCACAUGGUCUAACUACUAAUGAUUCAUUGACCUAGGAGACACCUGCCCUUUUCGGGGAGCCAGAUCUAUCAUCAACCAUGGACGAGGGACCAACAUGAACCUGGGAACAUGCAUGGAAUACAUACACUCUAGGGGAGUACGAGAUGUGACGGCACGCACAUGCGCCUAGUCAAGAUGUUGGAGAUCAGCGAUCUCCCCUGAUACCAGCCCCCCACCCUCUACAUAGUAUAUAUCGCAAUUCCCGAGUCAUACCCGCGAAUCCCCCGAGCACAUCGUAUCGCCCGCCACAACAGAAGCCGUCGCGGCGCGAGCGUGUCUCGCUCCUUCGCGGGCAAUCGGCAAGAGGGGGAAGGGAACAGGGAAGGAAUACGGAGUCCAGACUGAUGGGACAUGUGCGCGCCACGACGCUACGUUUUGGCGUCCGCCGUGCCCAUACCCCGCGCGUCCGCGCGCGUGUCUGCGCGUGUGUGUUUGUAACCGUCGUCCUGCCACUCACGCGGAUGAAAGGGGAGCUCCCAGUCAGGUUCUCACACUCGCACUACGCACCGUCCGCGAGGCAUCGACGAGAGCUCUCCUGGGAGAAACGGCCAAGAGGGGAGGGACAGAAGUGUGGCAUGUUCAUGCUCGCCGCAGAACUGAAACCCUCAAGCAGCUGAGCUAUCGCGAUCCCCUUUCCACGUCCGAGAACAACGAGUCAGCCGAAACCAUAUCCCAUUACUUUCCUCCCUCCUUGCAUAACAAAGGAACUACGCCAUCCAUGCUCAUGCAAGAGAGCAAGUAAGAUAGAUAAUACAGAGUGACAAGGGAAACUCAUGCGGCUGUAGCAGUCUUUUCCUCUUCUUUCCGCCCCUUU